AUGGCGAAUCAAGGUGCUAAGAAACGCAAGGAAGAGAACGCCCGUCACAUGGCCAGGAUCCGCCAUAUCAUCAUCGCCUGCAACGUUAUUUAUGUAGUAAUUAGGAUGUUAGUCUUUCAUUCUAGCAUCACCUGGAAGCAUUGGAUUGGCCUUGCUGUGACUUCUCUAGCAUAUUAUUUCCCCUAUCAACAGCUUGCUAAAAUGGCGAACCCUAGUUAUGCUGAAGAUGGUGAACUUUUAGAUGGUGGGUUUGAUAUGACUACUGGUGGAGUUUGUGGCUAUUUACACGAUGUUAUCUAUAUAACAAGCUUUGUACAAGUUGCGUCCAUCAUCUCUGGAAAAUUCUGGUACAUAUAUCUUGUGAUACCAGCAUUUGGAGCAUACCAAUCCUUUGGCUUAAUUAAAGGAUUUUUGCCACAAGGUUCAGAGGAGUCGGUUGAAGAUGAAAAGACCCGCAAGAAAAGGGAAAAGCUGGAGAAGAAGGCAUCCAGACCUAAGUUUGUCAAGACAAGAACUAGAUAG
Messenger RNA from Lathyrus sativus (Indian pea), 522 nucleotides. The record is from the annotation of a GenBank genome assembly. NCBI's taxonomy places the organism in Eukaryota, Viridiplantae, Streptophyta, Magnoliopsida, Fabales, Fabaceae.